This is a messenger RNA of Triticum aestivum (bread wheat), 4397 nucleotides long. RefSeq lists its product as uncharacterized. The coding region runs from base 3792 to 4154 and encodes 120 amino acids. The record is from RefSeq and is a predicted model, not a curated record. The transcript has 3 exons. NCBI's taxonomy places the organism in Eukaryota, Viridiplantae, Streptophyta, Magnoliopsida, Poales, Poaceae.
UUUCUGAUUAUUAUUGAACUCUUAUAAGAUGCUCCUGAGUCAAUAUGAGCUCUUAAUUUAUCAUGAUUUGGGUGAUAUUACCAUUACUUCUUGCGUCGUAAGAAGAUGUUAAUGGUCUUGUAGGGUUAGUGUGGAUUAUUGACUUCUACUACCAAUUAAAAUUAUUAUAAUCCAUCAAAACAUAAAGUCAAAUAAGAAAAAUACUCCAUAUUAAUUGUAAUUAAUAUUAUCUUACAAUUUUUUUGUGGGAAUUACAAUUUCAAUCUUUAUUUAGUUACAAGGCAAUAGUAGAAACCAUGUACUAAUUCCUCUUGUGUUGACACGACAUUUUAGAAGAUCAUAUUAUUUAAGCUAAUGAUGUGACAUCCAUAAGAAAUACAUAUGAAUAUAUCCUUUUCUAGAUCCAUAAGAUAUACUCUAUAUUAAACACAUAGGUCUUUGUCAAUUUUUUAAAACACAUAGGAUAUUUGCAGAAAUUGUAUUCCUGUCAUUCGUGACACAUACACACAUAAAAAAAUACUCAUUAUUAUGCAUAUUUAAGUAAAAAAAGAUAUUUAUACAUUCAAGUGACGUUAACAUGAUGUACAUAUAACAUGAUUUUUUAUCAAUAACCACGGGAUGAGAUAAGAUUAAGAAAUAUCAUACUUACAGACAUAAUAUAGACAUGUAUCCCGCAGAAAAAAAGCACAUGCCUGACAUAUUUUAUAGUAACGAACAAAGAGGUAUAGUACUCAUUACAUGUCAAAAUAUAGUCAUAUUAAUUUUGCUUUUAAACUUUUCACCACGUUUCUAGGAAAACAAUUAACAAAAUUCAUGUAUUAAAAUGUGCCUUGGUCAGUCAACAGCUGAAUUAACUGUUCUCUUACCUCUGAGAAAUUAAGUAUGAGGAGGAGGGGGGGGGGGUUCUUUUACAUGCUUUGACUUCUCUACACCUUACGGAGAGAAAAACGGGUGCGACUAUGUUUCGCUUAGUGCGAGACCGAACAGGGUUUCACCUGAAGCAGACGACAAUGAGCCGCGCCAUCGCACUCCACGUCCACAUGACUUAAGUGCUCGUCUUUUAACUUUUUUGUUUUUUAAUUUUGUUUUUUACUUUUACUGAUAUUUCUAAUUAUCUUAAACAUAUAUGUUACAAAAAUCACUUUACACAAAUUUUCGAAUAAAUGUGAAUGAACACACACAAUCAAGGUUCAAAGAAAUUCUACUUCACGCCUUCAGGAUUCUAUGACGCUCACUCAAUGGUAUUGUGGGGAUUACAAGCAAUCAAUAAACGAGGAAGCCAAAUUAUACAUUUUAAACAUGUUAGACGUGUAUAGAAAAAUGUUUCUAAUGUAUACGAAAAAUGUACAACAUAUAUGGAAAAAGUAGACAUCAAAACAUAUAUAUGACAGAAAAUGUUAAACAUGUAUAAAUAUUGUUUAUGGUGUAUAUAAAAAAUGUACAUGGUGUAUGGUGAAAAGUAGACAUAAGAAAAUGAUGUUUCAAAAAUAUUAAUCAUGUUGUAGAUAAAUAUUGAACAUGUAUAGAAAAAUGUUCUUCAUGUAUAGGAAAAAUAUAUAAUAUGUAUGAAAAGAAAAUUGUUAAUCAUGUACUUGAAACAUGUCAAACAUGAAUAAGAAAAAAUGUUUCUAUGUAUAUAAAAAAUGUUCAAUAUGUAUGAAAAAAAGUAGACAUCAAAACAUUUGUAAAAAAUGCUUAAUAUGUAACAAAACAUCAAAAAAAUGUUCAAAAUGUAUAAAAAGGUUUUUAAUUGUGUUAAUAUUGUAGUUCAAAAUUGUUAAACAUGUAUUGAUAAAAUGUUUAUUAUGUAUAUGAAAAGUGUACCAUUUGUAUGAAAAAAGUAGACAUCAAAAUACAAUUCUGGAAAAAAUGUUAAACCUGUAUUUAAAAAAUGUUUAAUAGUAUGUAAAACAGUCCCUCCUAUAUGCGAAAAAUAUGCAAUCUGUAUGAAAUAAGUAGACCUCAAAACAUAUAUUUCAAAAAAUUGUUAAUCAUGUAUUUGUGAAAUGGUAAAUGUGUAUAAGGCUGUUUGCCUGUAUAACAAAAUAUUAUGUGUAUGAAAAAAUUCAUCAAAAUAUAUAUAUUUCAAGAAAUAAUAAUCAUGUAUUUAAAAAAUGUUAAACAUGUAUAAAAAUAUAUCUAGUGUAUAUGAAAAACGUGGAAUUGUGUUAAAAGCCGAAAGAAAUCCAGAAAAGACAAAUCAUAAAAAAGCGAGAAAAAACAAGAAAACAGAAAAAACUAAAAAGAACUGAAAGAAAACAAAGAAAUAGAAUUAAAAAAUACAGCAUGAAAAAAUAUUUCAUUUCUCUAGUCUAUACUAAAAAGCCGAAAACCUUGCCGCAGUACUGUCCGACCCAGAGCGGGCGAGGAGAGCGCAUCUCGUUAUAAGCUAUAUAGAUAUUUUCCGCCGAUAAAAACGAGGAGGGAGUUCUGUUUCAAGAAUUUAGGAGUUCGAGCGGCCUGCAGUACGGCCGUUCAAAUGGGCUUAUGGGCCUUCUCUGCCUGCGGAUAUAUGUCAUGGGCUAAUAUGAUUACGCUCAAAACACAAAUAGGCGGGAGCUCCUAUGCAGCGCUGCAGGCGCUCGUUAAUGAUCCGGCGCCUGCAGUGCUGCUAGCAUGGUCCGGCUCACUAGCGUGUUGCCCCAGUUUUUUUUCUAUUUUUUGUUACGAAAGUAAAAAAUAUGAAAUCAAAAAAGGUUAAUCUAUUUAAAAAAGUUCAUAUUUUUAAAAAAGGUUCAUCAAUUUUGAAAAAAGUUCAUCAAUUUGAAAAAAAGUUUAUUCAAAUUGAAAAAAAUUCAUCCAAUUUAGAAGAAGGUCAUUAAAUUUUUAAUAUUUUCAUUAAAUUUGGAAAAAGUUCAUAGAAAUUCAAAAAAAGUUAAUCUACUUUUAGAAAAAGUUCAUUGAACUUAAAAGAAGUUCAUACAUGUUCAGAAAAUGUUCAUCAAAUUUCAAAAUAUUUCAUAGAUAAUAAAAGUUCAUCAAUCUGAAAAAAACCGUUGGAAUUUUUAAAAGGUUUGUAGAUAUUCAAAAAAGUUCACAUAAUUCGUAAAAAAGAAAAUGUUAACCGGCGCCUAGAUGGGCCGGACCAUUCACGGACGCCACAGGCGCCAGUUAAUGAAAAUGCAUUGUCUCAGAAAAAAAUUAACGAAAAUGCACGUUAACUGGUACCUUUGGCGCCAAAUAGGAAAUGCCCAAAUAGGCUUCCAAUGAGUUCUGCUUCGGUUGUGAAAUGUUCAAGCGGGCUGCAGUGUUCGGUUUUAGCAUGGGCUCCUCUGCCGGGAGACCAGCUCUUUUGUGAUUGUCUCAAAAUAAAAAUAAAACAUUUUUGCGAUUUUUAUGCUAAAAAUAUAAUGUAUUCUUUUGUGAUUGUACUAAAUACAUUUUUCAGAUAAAUCAUGGGUGUCCUUCCAAUGAAACAAAUGGUGAUACUCCCACAAGCCUAAGGCCCAGCAUGACCUCCCAGACCUAAUUUCUCAGCCCAUAAAAAGAAAAGGACCUGCGUUCCUAAAAAAAAGAUCCCUCCUAUACCUACUCGUGUAAUGAUCCAAGGCGAGCGAUGAUCUUUGACGAGAUAUCGUGGCCAUCCAUCACUUCUUUUAGGGGUUGAAGGAUCAAUUCAUCCAUUCUAUAAUAACGUAGCAGGUUUACAGUCAAGAUAUAGGCAAUUGCAACGGAAGUCAGGUGCAGAAUCAGUCCACCCGGCACUCGCGACCUUCCUUAGUCUCCUGGUCAUCCACCUUCGUUCCCCAUUCCCAAAUCCCCCUUUCCACAGAAGAACCCUAGUUAGGACGAUGGGGCUGGCGGUGCCGUUGCCGGAGAAGCCAUCGGAGGAAGCGCAGAAGGCAGAGGAGGCCGUCGACGCGGCGGGCCAAGGCCAGGAGAAGCGGCCCGACAAAGCGCCGGAGACAGGAGGGCCUAGCGGCGCCACGGGCCAACUCCAGGAGACGCCGCCGGGCGAAGCGUCGAAGACAGGAAAGGCGGGCGGCGACGGCGUCCAGCCGCUGACUGUUGCAUAUUUGUCUCACGCUGCUACUACAGCGCCACCAUCAGAGGAGUACAUCAAAAUGAUGGCUUAUGAGAUGGAGAAGAGUCGCAAGAAGACUGAUCCCUCGCUAUCUCCGCCAUCUUCAGUACCAAAGAAAUUUAAGAAGUGACGGAGUUGUUUGAUAUCUGUAGGUUCUGGGGGAGGAAGUUGUGAACAUACUUGGUGUAAAUGUUUAUACUAAUUGUCGGUUACGUGCUGUAAAUGUUUACAUAGAGAAAAAUGUGAUUUAUAUCCUCGGUUUUUGGGGAAAGAAAUAGUGAACAUACUUGCCUUAAAUGUUUAGGUCUGUUGAUUCAGCCCGUCUGGAUUGUCAGCAUACGUACUGUAAAUGUUUACAGGGCGUGGUUAUCUC